Molecule: messenger RNA, 1053 nt
Organism: Malassezia japonica
Lineage: Eukaryota; Fungi; Basidiomycota; Malasseziomycetes; Malasseziales; Malasseziaceae
Product: carbonic anhydrase
Exons: 6
Coding region: 1-1053 (350 amino acids)
Biological process (GO): mitochondrial electron transport, ubiquinol to cytochrome c; cellular response to oxidative stress; cellular response to carbon dioxide
Molecular function (GO): carbonate dehydratase activity; zinc ion binding
Source: RefSeq, a predicted model, not a curated record
AUGUCUGCUUUCCGUGCCUCGCUUGCUGCCCGCGCGGCCUUCCGCACGUCGCCUCGUGCGUCGUUCCGUGCGACCCCCAGCGCCGGUUUCUUGAAGCCUGCGUUCCAGCCUCACCUCGGCAACACUCUCAAUGCCCAGUACGCGUUCAAGUGGGUGCCCUCGCUCGCUUUCUGGGGCUUCACUGGCGCCGUUGCGGUGACCAUUGCCCUUAGUGGUGUGCCCCUCUUCCAGGUUGACGUGCUCGACAAGACCCCUGUGGUGCGUACUGCGCGCAAGAAGGAUGCCUGGUUCUACGAGGUGACCCUGAAGCGCCUAUGCCUUCCUAUCUCGUCUAUGCCGUUUUCUCGUGCGGUGCCGGACUCGCUCCUUGACCGCAACGCCUCUUGGUCGCAGGACUUUGCCGUGCACCAGCCCGACCUUGCGAACGCACUCAAGGAGGGACAGCACCCCAAGGUCUUUUGGAUCGGGUGCAGUGACUCGCGUGUCCCCGAGAGCGUCGUGUGCAAUGCCCGUCCCGGUGAGCUGUUUGUGCUGCGCAACGUCGCGAACCAGUUCCACCUGCACGACGACAGUGCCGUGAGUGCGCUGACGUUUGCUGUACAGGCGCUGGGCGUGGAGCACAUUAUCGUCGUUGGUCACACCUCGUGCGGUGGUGUCCAAGCGGCGGUGAAGCAGGUCAUCAGCGAGCAGGACGAAAAGUAUCCGGAGCCCAAGGCGAACACUGCACUGAACCGGCACCUGACGCCGCUCACGGACCUGGCUCGCUACCUGCGUGUCAAGGUGCACGAGCGUCACACGUGGGACGAGAAUACGAUGCAGAAGCAUCUCGUGCCGCUCCUUGCCGAGGCCAGUGUCCGGAAACAGAUCCAGAACAUCUCGGAGCACCCCGUGGUGCAGGACAACUGGAACCAGAAGGUCUCGCCGCUGAACGGCAAGGUCAACCCCCGUGUGACGAUCCACGGCUGGAUCCACAACCUGGAGAACGGCAAGCUGAUCGACCUCAACGUGUCGAUGCUGCCACCGCCGCUUGGCAACGAAACGUCCUCUUCAUAA